This is a messenger RNA of Polychytrium aggregatum, 1876 nucleotides long. RefSeq names its product alpha-1,6-mannosyltransferase subunit. Gene Ontology annotation, cellular component: endoplasmic reticulum membrane. Gene Ontology annotation, biological process: protein N-linked glycosylation. The record is from RefSeq and is a predicted model, not a curated record. Gene Ontology annotation, molecular function: alpha-1,6-mannosyltransferase activity. The transcript has a single exon. Bases 176 to 1801 code for a protein of 541 amino acids. NCBI's taxonomy places the organism in Eukaryota, Fungi, Chytridiomycota, Chytridiomycetes, Polychytriales.
CUUGGUCUUGCCCUUGGUCUUGCCCUUGGUCUUGCCCUUGGUCUUGCUCUCGACUCAACCUACCAUCUCGAUUCAACCUACCAUCUCGAUUCAACCGACCUUCUCGAUUCAACCUACCAUCUCGGCUCAUCCCUCACUCACUCCGCCGAGUUUAUCGACCACUUGCCGUCCGACCAUGGCCAGGGCCAUCGCACUCGUUGAUCUGCUCCCGCUCCUCGCCAUCCUGCUUCAUCUGUGGCUGGCGCCCUUUGCAAAGGUCGAGGAAUCCUUCAAUCUGCAGGCCGCACACGAUCUGCUCAUCUGGUCGCCCCAGCACCUCGACCAGUUCGAUCAUUUCUCCUUCCCCGGCGUUGUUCCCCGCACCUUUGUGGGCCCGCUGGCCCUAUAUGCUGUCGACUUGCCCAUCGCCGGAGCCGCCCGCAUCCUCGGCUUCCCCAUCUCCAAGUUCGGCCUCCAACUGCUUACCCGCGGCACGCUUGGACUUUUGGUCGCCAUCUCACUGAGCAAGCUGCGGCGGACCAUAUCGACGCACUUUGGCCACAGUGCUGCACUGAUCUUUGCCCUUCUGUCGACAGUGCAGUUCCAUCUCGUCUUUUGGGCAUCACGCACGCUGCCCAACAUACUUGCUCUCGUACUCGUGAACCUGGCAAUGGCAUACUGGCUGGACUUUCGCCAAAGCAACCUGGAUCGCCCUGCUCGAGCCGUAGUCGCCCACUUUUCAUCGAUGGCAAGGUCGCUCUGGCUGAUCACCGUUGCGACGGUGAUCUUUCGCUCCGAGCUCGUUAUCCUUGCGGGCCCGCUCCUGUUGGCCGAAGUCAUCUUCCUUCAGCGCCUCGACUUUGUUGCAAGGCUCAUCCCGGUCGGGCUCGUCGCUGUGGCUUUCAGUUUGCUGGUCACCGUUGCCGUCGACUCCUACUUCUGGAACCAACCCUUUUACUGGCCGGAGCUCCAGGUGUUUCUGUUCAACACCUACCACAACCGCUCGAGCGAGUGGGGUGUCUCGCCGUUCCAUGCCUAUUUUUCGACGCUGCUGCCCAAGAUCGCCCCGCUGUCUUAUCCACUUGGCCUCCUAUUCGGGCUCCUGAAUCGACGACUCCGCCCGAUGCUGGCGCCGCUGCUGGCCUUCCUGCUGCUGUACUCGAACCUACCACACAAGGAGUGGCGCUUCGUCAUCUACGUUGUUCCCAUGUUCAAUGCCUUUGCGGCCGUCGGCCUGAGCGAUCUGUUCAAGGGGCUGAAGAAGGGCCAUGGCAUCCCAAAGUCGCUCAAGUGGCUCUCCCGCACGAUCCAGCGUCUCGUCGUCGUUGCAUUCGCGGCACUGCUACUGCUGCUGCUCGUUCUUUCGGCUGUGCAGAGCUCCAUCUCUUCACGGAACUAUCCCGGCGGAUAUGCGUUGCGGGCGCUCCACGACCUCGAGUCAAGAACUACUCCAGUCAAGGUCCACAUGGAUGUUGCAACAUGCAUGACAGGAGCCUCCCGCUUUGGCGAGCUCUAUCUCAGCGACGGAUGGGUCUACUCCAAGAACGAGACCCACAAGGACCAGAGCGACUACGACCAGUAUUCCCACGUUAUCACAUCGAGCCCGUCGCUUUUCUUGGGCGGCGCAGAUGCAAGUGAGCGAUCCGCCGGUCCCGAACCCGGGCGGUGCCAAUGGCAAGUCCUGGCCGCUAUUCCUGGAUACGAGCGGAUGCGACCCGUGCGCGAGAUCUUGGCCGAUAUCAAGGCGGGCAUCUUGCCGCGGAGUAUCCAAGACCUCAUCGUCGUCAGCGACAAACUGUGGAUUCUCAAGUGCGCUCUCUAGAAUGGCGGCUGGAGCUCUCGGGCUGUCCGCUGGCGCCGUUGGCCCAAUACAGUUGUGCAUCGACCUACAGAUAAA